This is a messenger RNA of Mollisia scopiformis, 690 nucleotides long. RefSeq lists its product as uncharacterized. The coding region runs from base 151 to 564 and encodes 137 amino acids. NCBI's taxonomy places the organism in Eukaryota, Fungi, Ascomycota, Leotiomycetes, Helotiales, Mollisiaceae. The transcript is spliced from 2 exons. The record is from RefSeq and is a predicted model, not a curated record.
UUGUUGUACUGCGACUCGAUAGUCAUCGUAUUGGGGUACCUUGCGAGACAUGAUGGUGGUACCUUAUGUUGUCGAAGUUGCAAAGCAUAUCAACCUCAAGAGCUCGAAGCUAUCACAGUAUUGUCUUCUGUAUGCCGUGCCUGAAUCUGUAUGGAGCCUUGCAGGCCGAGACGCCGGAGGACGGCGAUACUUAUCGCCGUAGUGUCACGCUAUGCUGAUGAGGCCAGGGCUAAGAAAAAUCGCGGUCGGACCUCGUCGGCUCUCGUUCUUCGUCGCGUCGUCUUCAACUGUGCAAUCUUCCAAGAACAAAGUUCGUUGCUGGAGUAUGGUGUUGCUGUUGCGCUGGCCGGUCUCAAAUUGUUGCAGAAAUUCUGGCUCACGCUGAUUCUUGCUGCGGCAAGGUCCGCAAGCUCGUAUGUUUUGGGCACAGAGAUAGAAUAUGCAUAUAUUUACUCGGAGACAUUCUUGAUGGUGCUGCCUAUGGUAGCUUGUGAUGAGUCAGUGGUGGAGAGGAGAAGUGGUCUAUCAUCUAUGUGGAGGGCUGAAGAUGCUAGACUGGCCUGAUCCAAUCUUCAAAGUUGAAGAAUUUAGAUAUGAGAAGGGAGUUUCAUAUGUUAGUAGUAGACGAUGCGAUCUCUCGGGGCUCGGACUCUCGUUAAGCUAGUGGCUCUACAAGAAGAAGGUGCUGUG